AUGGCUUCAAAUUCAACUUCUUGGAUGAACGGCUCGUCGUGGUCGCCUAGUCGCACAAGCACUAAAAAUCCCUUUGAUGACAGUAAUGAAGAUCCAUUUGAUGAUAGGCACGCAACACCUCUGCAAGACAUUGAAACCGGCACUACUGCACGCCUGUCCAGCGAAACACAACAACGAGAUGCAGUUGAUCAAUCCAGUUUUCCCUCAGAAGAGAGCCGUAUCAUCGAAGACAUUCGAAAUGAACGUCUAUCGUGUGAAAUUUGCUUAGAACCCGUACGCUUUGCGAAGGAUCGUUACUUGUGGAAUUGCAAGUCUUGCCAUGUUGUUACUCACCAUCGAUGUACGCUAUUAUGGGCCAAGGCAAAACCAGUUGGAAGGACCCUUGCUUGGAAAUGUCCCAAAUGUGAAAAUAUUGAACGCUCGAGCCCCAAGGGAAAAUGCUGGUGUGGAAAGGGUAGCCCAUUACAUAACCACCCUACCAUCCCGAACGCGUGCUUUGAUGGUGUUUGCGGUAGUAGGUCAAAAUGUGCUCACGGAAACAAGUCAUCUUGCCGAAAGCCAUGUCACCCAGGGCCAUGCAAGUAUGAAUGUGGAAGAUGUGCCAAUGAUCGUUUACCCAACCCGCAAAAUAUGAGUACUGUUUGGGGUAGAUUCAAAAGCAAGAGGCUAAACUUUUGCACUAUCUUCUGCAAGUCCAUGCUCAUUUUAGCUCUAUUUGGGGGUAUUUAUACCUAUAUCACCUUUCACAUCAAGUGGCAUACACAGCCAUACUUAUAUCCUCGUUUUAAAGGCGGCCUUUCAUUCGUAGAAGAACUUUGUUUGCUUGUGGUUGGAAUAUUCUACUUCCCUUUCGGGGGAUUAUACUGCAUUAACUGCUUAAGUGAAGGGACGAAGUUCUUCCUGGAGAUACUUAACGGCAAUCCCGGACAGACUGGAUACAAAUUUAAGUUUUUAAGAGCAGUUAUAGGAGGGGUUUUACUGACGUGCUGUAUUUUGGGACUUUAUUCCAUGCCAAUCAUCGGAAUCAUCGGUGGUCCAGACAUACAAUGGUAUAAUCAGAUGAAAGACUCUUGCCAUGGUUUCAACACCCGAGUCGAGAUAGGUACUCGUUUCGCAGCGUCAACAUACAAUCUCCACAGUCUCAAUGCCUCUAUCGAUAAUCAAACCUUCUACCUCGCUCCCGUACUUGCACCAAAAUUUGGCAGCAAAGAGCCUUAUCAAUACUUUCAUCGUUUCUCUGGUAACACAACCAACACUGCAAAUUUUGUUAUCGAUGUCGAUAUAGAUAAUGGUGUCUGGCGCGAAUUACAUUUCAAUGGAACCGAUGAGCUCACGAAAUGGUGGGCUAGCGGCCGGAAACAAUACCCUUCGGUUCACCCUAUCUUUGAUAAUAUCGCUGUAACUGAAAGUGCAAUCAAGCUCAAUGGUACUUUCGUAAUACGCGACGGUCACCUCUGGAUGCCCGAAUUCGAUUUAAUAAUCCAAGGAUUAGAAGACUCACGCAAGCAUGCCGAAAUUGAACCUUUCAUUCGUGUGUUCGACACCCAGGGUCUUCCUCACUCACGGAUUGAAAAGCUGCUGAGCCCAAAGUGGAACUGGAACAACAGACAUGACCCGAGUAUUGUAAUGCGUACAGCGAGUUUUGGACAUGGCAGGCAGAGAUUGGAUAUGUGUAUAAAAGAAGGUUUCUAUUACAGCUCUAGCGGAGCACAGCAAAAGCUUGAUGGCGUUAGUGAUGGAUCUGUUAUGCCAUUGGCUGUUAUUGCCGCAUUCAGAAUGAGGAUGAACGAGAUGUAUGCAUUGAAUUCUGGGAGACCUUUCAACGUCGAAAAAUAUUCAGAAUAUGAUGACGUUAAGGCUAUAGCAUAG
This is a messenger RNA of Botrytis fragariae, 1869 nucleotides long. Its product is annotated as putative capsule polysaccharide biosynthesis protein. Gene Ontology annotation, biological process: regulation of DNA-templated transcription. Gene Ontology annotation, cellular component: nucleus. The transcript is spliced from 3 exons. The record is from RefSeq and is a predicted model, not a curated record. The coding region runs from base 1 to 1869 and encodes 622 amino acids. Gene Ontology annotation, molecular function: RNA polymerase II transcription regulatory region sequence-specific DNA binding; DNA-binding transcription factor activity, RNA polymerase II-specific. Lineage: Eukaryota; Fungi; Ascomycota; Leotiomycetes; Helotiales; Sclerotiniaceae.